GAUUUGAUCAAAGAACACUGGUGGAACAGCCCCAAAAUGCCUGCUCUCAGUCUGGUUGCCCUGGUCAGCUUGGUGUCCACUGUUUUUGCCAGGCAGCUGGACGCUCACCCUCCCCAGCAACAGCACAGGCACUGGGCACAGAUCUGCAGUGGGAAUCCCACAAACAGAAUCCGGGGCUGCGACCGAUACGGCUGCGGGCACUUUGGUGCUGACAGGCACAGUGGCAAGGGGAAGCACGGGGGGGUGGACGUGAUCUGCGCCGACGGAGCGACGGUGUACGCCCCCUUCAGUGGGCAGCUCUCUGGACCCAUCCGCUUCUUCCACAAUGGAAAUGCCAUCGAUGAUGGAGUCCAGAUCAGGGGAGCAGAUUACUGUGUGAAGCUGGUCUGCAUUCACCCCAUCCGGUACCACGGCCAAAUCCAGAGAGGGCAGCAGCUGGGGAGAAUGCUGCCCAUGCAGAAAGUGUUUCCUGGCAUUGUCUCCCACAUCCACGUUGAGAACUGCGACCACUCCGACCCCACUCAUCUGCUCACGCCUGUUGUUCCACCACUCCCACAACAAGACAGAAGAUGGGCAACAAUAUGCUCUGGGAAUCCUACAAAUGAGAUAAGAGGCUGUGACAAGUAUGGCUGCGGGUACUACGGAGCUCCAAGACGCAAUGGUAAAGGAAAGCACAAGGGGGUGGAUGUCAUCUGUGCUGAUGGAGCAACUGUCUAUGCUCCCUUCUCUGGAGAGCUCUCUGGACCCAUUAAGUUCUUCCACAAUGGAAAUGCCAUUGAUGAUGGAGUCCAAAUCAGAGGACCAGGCUCCUGUGUAAAACUACUCUGCAUCCAUCCCAUCAAAUACCAGGGCAGAAUUUCUAAGGGACAAGUCCUUGGGAGAAUGCUGCCAAUGCAGAGGGUAUUUCCUGGGAUCACAUCUCACAUUCACGUCGAGAACUGCGAUCACUCGGAUCCUACCAGCAGCCUGGAAAGGGGGAAAGGGCAAAGAGAGUGA
Merops nubicus (carmine bee-eater) is the source of this 996-nucleotide messenger RNA. It is a transcript of the gene LECT2, whose product is annotated as leukocyte cell-derived chemotaxin 2. The transcript is spliced from 7 exons. The record is from RefSeq and is a predicted model, not a curated record. The coding region runs from base 37 to 996 and encodes 319 amino acids. NCBI's taxonomy places the organism in Eukaryota, Metazoa, Chordata, Aves, Coraciiformes, Meropidae.